This is a messenger RNA of Cantharellus anzutake, 1279 nucleotides long. Its product is annotated as pre-mRNA-splicing factor SLT11. Gene Ontology annotation, molecular function: metal ion binding; pre-mRNA binding; U6 snRNA binding. The coding region runs from base 14 to 982 and encodes 322 amino acids. Gene Ontology annotation, cellular component: U2-type catalytic step 1 spliceosome; U2-type catalytic step 2 spliceosome; Prp19 complex. The transcript has 7 exons. The record is from RefSeq and is a predicted model, not a curated record. Lineage: Eukaryota; Fungi; Basidiomycota; Agaricomycetes; Cantharellales; Hydnaceae.
GUAGCCGUGCACUAUGUCUGUCAAGUCUGAUAUCAAUAAAGCCGGCUGGGAGCAGGGUGAAUUCCCCAUUCUCUGUGAAACAUGUCUAGGGGACAAUGCCUUCGUUCGGAUGUCUAAACAAGAGUUUGGACGAAGUUGCGGGACGUGUGCACGUCCUUUCACCAUUUUUCGUUGGAAUCCCGGCUCCGGUAUGCGUUAUAAGAUCACGGUGAUCUGUCAGACAUGUGCAAAAAGCAAGAAUGUCUGUCAAACAUGCUUAUUGGACCUCGAAUAUAAUCUGCCCACCCAGGUUCGAGAUACCGCGCUGGCGAUCAGAAGCGGAGCUCCAAGUAGCGAUAUCAACAGGGAGUAUUUCGCACAGAAUAUCGAAUCUAAAAUGGAGGAUAACAACAACAUUGUUGACGCGGCACGUUCGACUUCUGCGGCGAAAGAGAUGCUUAAGCAAUUAGCUCGCACAGAUCCUUAUUACAAGCGGAAUCGACCUCAUAUUUGCUCUUUCUUUGUGAAGGGCGAAUGCAAUCGUGGAGCGGAAUGCCCUUACAGACAUGAGAAGCCUCAACGGGACGAGCUAUCGCGUCAGAAUGUCCAGGAUAGGUAUCAUGGGCGUAAUGAUCCCGUAGCACGCAAAAUUUUGUCCAGUUUUGCUGCUAAGCAAGGCCUGACACCCCCAGAGGAUCCAUCAAUAACAUCACUAUUCGUCUCCCCCCUUCCCCCUUCUAUCACAGAGCCGUCGUUGCGGGCAGUAUUACUCUCGGCAAUACCAUCCAUUUCGCCUGCUGCCAUCAAGUCGGUGGUACAUGUUGCAAAGAAUCGAUGUGCAUUUGUUAAUUUUAGCGACAGGGCGACUGCCGAACGAGCAGCGGAGGCAUGGGCGUUUGGGGUUGACAUUGAAGGUCUGAAGGCAAACGUUCGGUGGGGUCGAGGCAAAGGGCAUUCGAGGGGACCUGCAUCGGUAACGAUGGAUUCGGUUCCAAUUCCUUAGGCCUCCUAUAUCUGGGGGUCGGCAAUUCAGGUUGACGACUGUUCACCCACCCGUGGCUGUGCUGUCUAUUGCGAAUAAAGCUGGGAACGGUGGGACAUUUGACUCUCUACACAACAAAUAUAGAACUCAAUUGAUUGCAAAAUAGUGUUCUUGGUGACCUAUACCAGUGCACCUUAGGUUUUUUUCGUUUUGAAUAUGCUUCUUUGUUGAGAUAUUGCGAGAAAUCACAGUGAAAAACAUGAAAGAUGCCAUUGAUUUGAAAACGAAACCUACGGAUUCCUAGAUACAUCCAAUACA